UACAACAAACAACAUAAACGGCGAUAUGAAGUGUAAGGGUAUGUUGAAACACUUUAUAGUCGAGAUAUUUUAUUGGAUUUUGUCCAUUAUUGAUGCAAGACUCUAAUAUAUUAAAUCAGUAUGGAACAAAACUGACAAAUAUGCAAUUUGUGAUAUAUAUUACGCUAACGUAGUAGUUGUAUAAAUUAAGUCUAACGUUAUGUGUUCAGUAGCUUAAGUGAUGUGGGUUUGAUAUACAGAAACUACAAUAUCGCACUUGACCUUUAGUUGAACUACACACCGUUCGUUUGUGUUGUUAGUUUUCGUUAGUGUUCAAUAACAUGGCUGGGGUUCUAACAAAACUGCAUGACGUAUUUCAAGACAUUACCAUAGACGAUAUCAAGGAGUUUUGUAAGGAUAAUGUUAAUAUCAGAACUUGUUUAGUAUUUGGUGUUUGUGUUGGAAUAUGGUGGUUGAUGAGAAAACCCCGAGGGAUCCCCCCAGGUCCAAGAUUUACGUUACCAAUACUAGGAGACCUAUUGUCCCUGGACGGAGGAGACGGUGAUGUGAGAAUAGCCCCAAGACAACUGAGAAAGAAAUAUGGAGAUAUAUUUAGCGUUUAUUUUGGACCGAGAUUAUUUAUAUUCAUUAGUGGUUAUGAUUUGAUUAAAGAAGCUUUAGUGAAAAGGGCCGACGUCUUUAGUAGCAGACCGUCCAUGUUUGUCACCGAUAUGAUCAACCAGAAAAAAGGGAUUAUCCUGUCCUCGGGUCAGUUAUGGAAAGAUCAAAGAAAAUUUGCUCUAGAAACUUUAAGAGAAUUUGGUUUUGGAAAAACGAUACUUGAAGACAAAAUUAAUGAAGAAAUUGGAUAUUUUGUUGAAAUUAUUGGAAACCAGAAGGGUAGACAAUUUGACAUGUGGCGCUUAACCCAAGCCUCGGUAUCCAACGUGAUUUCAUCUUUAGUUUAUGGACAAAGAUUUGAUUAUGAGGAUCCAAUAUUUAAAGAAUUUCUAGAGAAGAUCGAAGAGAAUUUCUCAGCGGUUGGGUCCACAGUUGUGAUGAAUGUCCUACCAUUUCUUCGAUUCUUACCUGGUGAUUUGUUCAAAUUUAAGAGAACGAUGCGUAAUGUUGCGAUCAUUGAGAAGAAGUUGGUUGAAUCAUCUAUUAAUGAUCAUUUGAAGAAUUAUGACGAGAACAACACCAAUGAUUUUAUCAGCAGCUAUAUUAAAGAAAUGAAACUAGUUGAAAAAACUGGUGAAGAAUCCUAUAUAAAUAGGGAGAACUUAGCCAAAUCUAUCGGAGAUCUUUUUGCAGCUGGUACAGAAACAACAUCAACAACUAUUCUAUGGACGAUUCUCUACCUGCUUCAUCAUCCCAGCGUACAAGCAAGGUGUUACAAAGAGAUUCAAGAUGUCGUUGGUUCAGGUCGCCUACCUUCUAUGAAAGACAGGUCAUCUAUGCCAUAUACCGAAGCUGUUCUGCAGGAAGUUUUGAGAAUUGUUAAUAUUAUUAUUAUUGGGAUUCCGCACACUGUUGACGAGGAUAUAAUAUUCCACGGUUAUCAUAUUCCAAAAGGGACUGUAGUCAUUCCAAAUCUUGAUUCAGUUCUGUCAGACGACAAAAUCUGGGGAGAUGCUGAUGUUUUUCGACCUGAAAGAUUCCUGGAUGAAAAUGGACAACUGGUAAAAAGAGAGGAAUUCGUCCCCUUUUCUCUAGGAAGAAGAACCUGUCUUGGAGAAUCUUUGGCUAAAAUGGAAUUAUUCUUAUUUAUGACAACCUUGAUACAAAGGUUUGAAUUUAAACCAGUAGAUCCUAAUAAUUUACCAACAUUAAAAGGUGUUUUUGGAAUUACCCACGCUCCUUCUAAAUAUGAGGUUCGAGCCAUACCCCGAUAAAUGACCAGAUUAUAGAAUCAAGUCAAAGUUGUUAUUUGACUACUGUAUUUAAUAUACAUUUGUGUAUAUAAUAGACAUUUGUGUAUUUAAUAUACAUCUGUGUAUUUAAUAUACAUCUGUGAAUCGUGUAUUAAUAACAUACAGCUUUAUGGAUAACAUGCAUUGGGUUUGUUUCAGAUUGCGACGUGUAACUGAACGUUUAAUUUUUGGGGACGGUGCCAGAGAGGACUUUGUGUCACGGGCGCGGUUACCUGGUCUCCCGCCCCCUUAAAUCCGCGCCUGUUCUCGAUAUUUUUCCAAGGCAUCAAAUACACCCUGGUACACGUGUUGAUUAGUUUAAAAUAUCACCGCUCUAAAAUUUACUCGAAGAUAACUAAAUAUGAAAUCCUUAUUGACUUUGUUGUUCAGAUGUAGCAGAAGUAAUCAUUCAGGGGGUCCAAAGCAUCAUUUCAGUUUCUCAAAUCAAACAUGAGCUGGAGUGAGUGCAGUACUCUUUUGCAUUCAUAUUCCAAAUAAUUUUGUAACAUUUUACUCACGAGGAAAAAUGUUACUUACUUUGUGUAGCCAAUUUAGCCAGGGUUUCACGAUUGUUAAUUUAUGGUUUCUGUUAUUAUUGUUAAAUGUACCUAUAUAUAACGCUUUCACAUUUUCCCCAUUUGUAAAUUUGUAUGCUUGAUAACGACUUCUGAAAUCUUGUCGAAACGUCGUGUGUAUAUAAUAUAGAGAUUGCUAU
Patella vulgata (common limpet) is the source of this 2607-nucleotide messenger RNA. RefSeq names its product cytochrome P450 2D20. Gene Ontology annotation, cellular component: intracellular membrane-bounded organelle; cytoplasm. Gene Ontology annotation, biological process: xenobiotic metabolic process. NCBI's taxonomy places the organism in Eukaryota, Metazoa, Mollusca, Gastropoda, Patellidae. The record is from RefSeq and is a predicted model, not a curated record. Gene Ontology annotation, molecular function: oxidoreductase activity, acting on paired donors, with incorporation or reduction of molecular oxygen, reduced flavin or flavoprotein as one donor, and incorporation of one atom of oxygen; heme binding; iron ion binding. The transcript has 4 exons. Bases 321 to 1874 code for a protein of 517 amino acids.